Molecule: messenger RNA, 447 nt
Organism: Aspergillus bombycis
Lineage: Eukaryota; Fungi; Ascomycota; Eurotiomycetes; Eurotiales; Aspergillaceae
Product: Zn(II)2Cys6 transcription factor domain-containing protein
Exons: 2
Coding region: 1-447 (148 amino acids)
Biological process (GO): regulation of DNA-templated transcription
Molecular function (GO): DNA-binding transcription factor activity, RNA polymerase II-specific; zinc ion binding
Source: RefSeq, a predicted model, not a curated record
AUGGACGUAGCAACGAGCCACAAAUCCAAACCCCGGGCAACGGCCUCAUGUCACCCAUGUCGAACUCGCAAAGUGAAGUGUAAUCGCCUCUCUCCGUGUGAAGCCUGCAUCACACGAGGGAUCCAAGAGGAAUGCAAGUAUAGUGCUCCGAAUGAAGAUCGACAGGCGAUCGCGCAGGCAGAAAUGAUCACCGAGCUCAGGGGCAAGGUGAACCAAAUACGGGAACAAAUAGCGCAGCGUUUGGCAUAUCGGUCAUCAUUCGAUGAUCUCGAAGAGGAGGAAGAGGAGGAGGCCGCUGCUAUGGAGAUUGUGUACUCGGCUCUGAGGUUAGGAACGGAGGAUCUGGUUUGGCACAUCGUGGGGAGGAUUCGGAAUGGUGAGGAUUUAAGAGAUUUAGCGAGGGAUGUGGCGCGGGAUAUAGGAAUUGAGGAUGACUUUUCUGUAUGA